This is a messenger RNA of Peromyscus maniculatus bairdii (prairie deer mouse), 2282 nucleotides long. It is a transcript of the gene Prnp, whose product is annotated as prion protein (Kanno blood group). Lineage: Eukaryota; Metazoa; Chordata; Mammalia; Rodentia; Cricetidae. The record is from RefSeq and is a predicted model, not a curated record. Gene Ontology annotation, cellular component: membrane. Gene Ontology annotation, biological process: protein homooligomerization.
UUUCCCCCCCCCGAGGGAGAAGCGGCGCGGCCAUUGGUGAGCAGGCACGCCCCGCCCCCUCCGGCCCCGCCCCCCUCCUGACUCCCUGCCCCGCCCCGCUCCCCCGCGGCGUCGGAGCAGCAGACCGGGUCCGCAGGGCGCGUCGGUGGCAGGACUCCUGAAUAUAUUUCAAAACCGAACAGUUUCAACUGAGCUGAAAUACUCUGCCUUCCUGGUGGUACCGGUCCAGGUUAGGAGAACCGCAGCAGAUUAUCAGCCAUCAUGGCAAACCUUGGCUACUGGCUGCUCGCACUCUUUGUGGCUACGUGGACUGAUGUUGGCCUCUGCAAGAAGCGGCCAAAGCCUGGAGGCUGGAACACCGGUGGAAGCCGAUACCCUGGGCAGGGCAGCCCUGGGGGCAACCGUUACCCACCUCAGGGUGGCGGCACCUGGGGGCAGCCCCAUGGUGGUGGCUGGGGGCAGCCCCAUGGUGGUGGCUGGGGACAACCUCAUGGUGGUGGCUGGGGGCAGCCCCAUGGUGGUGGCUGGGGUCAAGGAGGCGGCACCCACAAUCAGUGGAACAAGCCCAGCAAGCCAAAAACCAACAUGAAGCAUGUGGCAGGCGCUGCUGCGGCUGGGGCAGUGGUGGGGGGCCUUGGUGGCUACAUGCUGGGGAGCGCCAUGAGCAGGCCCAUGAUCCAUUUUGGCAAUGACUGGGAGGACCGCUACUACCGCGAAAACAUGAACCGUUACCCUAACCAAGUGUACUAUCGGCCCGUGGAUCAGUACAACAAUCAGAACAACUUCGUGCACGAUUGCGUCAAUAUCACCAUCAAGCAGCACACAGUCACCACCACCACCAAGGGGGAGAACUUCACGGAGACCGACGUCAAGAUGAUGGAGCGCGUGGUGGAGCAGAUGUGUGUCACCCAGUAUCAGAAGGAGUCCCAGGCCUACUAUGACGGGAGGAGAUCCAGCGCGGUGCUCUUCUCCUCGCCCCCUGUCAUCCUCCUCCUCUCCUUCCUCAUCUUCCUGAUAGUGGGAUGAGGGGGGGCUUUCCCGCUCCUCGUACUCUCUCGUUCUUGUGGUCUAGGCUGGGGGAGGGGUUACCCACCUGUAGCUCUUUUAAUUGAGGUGGUGUCUCAUUCUUGCUUCUCUCUUUGUCCCCCAUAGGCUAAUGCCCUUGGCACUGGUGGGCCCUGGGAAAUGUACAGUAGACCAGAUGCUAUUCACUCCAGGGUCUUUUGACUGAGUCCGUUGUGGGCCAGUGCUAACGCCAGGCCAAUAAGAAUAUAACAGCAAGUAACCGCUGCCUAGUCGGGGCUUUACCUUGGUCUAGUGAGUAAAUACUGAUGUGACCCUCUGACUUCUACCCAGAGUACACAGUGACAGACACACGUAACUGUUAAAAUAGGCAAAGGGUUCUACAACCAAAGAAGUCAUUGUUUGGGCAUGGUGCCCUAAGAAACAUCCUCCCAUCCGGGAUAUGUAAAGCAUCCAUAUGUGGCAUUCUUUCUUUACUAACAUAAACUCUACCUGAUUAAAGCAACAGAAAAAAAAAAUUACCCUACUAACCUUGAAAGCAAACCUUUGUUCAUUUCCUAGGAACUAGAAUGACUUUUUAACCUUGUUUGGAUUGAACCAGGAGAUUUUGACUCUGAGGAGAUCCCACACUGUGAAAGCGUGGGCCUCCUGUGAAGGGGGAGAGGGUUAGGACGCAAAGUCAAGACACAGCAUUUCUUCAUUUCUGUCUCAUAAUUGUCAAAAGCCAGAAUUAGGUCAUCCCCUUUGUUUCUAUACUUGUAUUUGAAUCGGACAACAAAGAGACAAUCUAAACAUUCUCUUAGGUUGCAGAUGAGAGAAAUAGGCGCCAUUCAAAGUGGAAAGAGAAAUUCUGUUAGCGUUGUUUAAGUAAAGCAAACUUUGUUCCUUAAAUUACUCCAUAUUUCCCUGCGCAGACGUACACCACUCUGCAAUAGCAUCGGCCUGCACCGCAGGUGUUCUGUGUAGAAUAUAUGAAGUAUAACCACAAGCUUGGGCCUUCUGUUCUGAUGCAUCCGAAGUAUGUAACACACUGACCCUUUCGUCCGGUACUAAAUGCUUAUUGUGUGGCCCUUAGGCUCAACAUGCACUCAGUUCCGUCUAUGAAUCCAAAGUGGACCCCUCGCUGGUCUUUGAGAUCUGCAUGGACUUCACAUUUUCUAUAUUUGUAACUUUGCAUGUACUUGUUUUGUCAUAUAAAAAGUUUAUAAAUGUUUGCUAUCCGACUGACAUUAAAUAGGAGCUAUGAUGAGCGCCCUGCA